This is a messenger RNA of Exophiala viscosa, 2058 nucleotides long. Its product is annotated as glycosyl hydrolase family 76-domain-containing protein. Bases 258 to 1928 code for a protein of 556 amino acids. Lineage: Eukaryota; Fungi; Ascomycota; Eurotiomycetes; Chaetothyriales; Herpotrichiellaceae. The record is from RefSeq and is a predicted model, not a curated record. The transcript has a single exon. Gene Ontology annotation, biological process: carbohydrate metabolic process.
UCUGCACGCGAUCCCCAGACUGCGCUUAUGCGCGCACCCAUCGAGUUCCCAUCUGCAACUCCUUUUCCCUUUCGCACAAUCCUUGAGGUUAUUGUGCUUCAGCGUGUACAAGAUGAUCACAAGGCUUUUCCUCGGGGAUACUGUCUCCCACUGAUGAGAUUUGUUUGAAUCAUCUUUCUCGGCCCUUCGCCCAUGCCCAAUCCCAUCCGGAGCAGUCUCCGUUAGAGGAUCAUGCUGGUCGACAUCCUCCGCCCAAAAUGCGAUUCUUCACCCUCUUCGUCCUCAUAACCCAAGGCGCCUGGCUUGCGCGGGCCGGAACGGUCAUAAAAUCACAACAUGAGACCUCUAUGGGCUCCCAGGCCGAUCAACUAGUGAUCACAGCGGAUGCAAGAGAAGGGAAUGGUUCUACGUCACGGAACUCCGAUAUAUCGUCUGCCCUCCGGGACAUGCUAGACGCAUUGGAAGUCAUGCAAGAUAGUUACUUUGACAUGUUCUCUGGGACUUGGCUGGGUGCCAUAGAUUGGACAUCUGCCGUCAUGGGAACUCAUGUCUCUGCCACUUUGUCCAGCAUCGUGUCAUCCUUGGACACCGCCUCCACCGCUGCUUGCUCUGAGAUGUUGUCAUGGCAGAAUCUCAUCGAUCGUUACUAUGCUCAGACAUCGGCUUUCUAUUUCGGCGAGAACGCAUUUGCUCUGCGAAACCAGGCUUAUGACGAUAUGCUGUGGGUGGUUCUCGGCUGGCUCGAGAACCUGAAAUUUGCAGAGAUGUACUCCCUAAAACAUUGGGAUUACGUACAGUCAGGUGGCCAGACUGCAUCAAGCGAUGGAUGGCACGGUCUGCAAUUCGUUCCUAUGGCUGCCCAUCGCGCACGUGUUUUCUACGAUCUAGCCUCAGCUGGCUGGGACGAAUCGUUAUGUGGUGGUGGCAUGACCUGGAACCCAUAUCUCACGCCUUAUAAGAACGCCAUCACCAACGAGUUGUUUGCGGCAGCAAGCAUCGGCAUGUACCUGUACUUCCCAGGCGACAAUAACACAUCACCAUAUAUGACAUCAAGUCCACAGGGCUCAAUGAAGCCUCACGAUCCGACGUAUCUCGAAAACGCAAUCAAAAGUUACAAGUGGAUCAUGGAAAGCAAGAUGCGCAAUCCUGAAGGUCUCUAUGAGGACGGCUUUCAUGUGACAGGCUGGCGCCGUUACCCAAAUGGAACAAUCAAUCCUGGAACUGGAAACUGCGACGACCUCAACUCUAUGGUCUAUACUUACAAUCAAGGUGUCAUUCUAUCUGCCAGUCGUGGUCUUUGGCUUGCCACUGGGGCGAGAAGCUAUUUGGAGGACGGCCAUGCCCAGAUCGAGAGUGUUGUACGCGCCACUGGAUGGCCGAACACUGAUUGGAGAUGGGCCGGUUUAGGCAGAGGAGGCGUCAUGGAGGAGUUCUGUGACCACCGAGGAUAUUGUAGUCAGGAUGGCCAGACUUUCAAAGGCAUCUUCUUCCACCAUUUGUCGGAUUUCUGUCGGCCAUUGUGGCCACAAGAAGAGGCCUUCCUGGCCUCAACGAGUCAGACGGCCGACUUCGACCGGGACGUCUAUGAUUAUCAUCUUGCCCGCUGUGCUGCAUAUGACAAAUGGGUGGUUCACAAUUCUGAAGCUGCCCUUGCCACACGGAAUUCUGAUGGCCACUUUGGAAUGUGGUGGAUGUUCAGGGGCCCCCGUCACAAUACGAUGGCUCAAAUUCAAAAGAGCACCAACCUACCAGUCGGUGCGGACGAUCAUCUGAAUCCUGAACCUCAGAAUUGGUCCGACCAUGAGGCUGAGCCGUAUGAUUGGAACGAUCGAGGUCGUGGCAGAACGGUCGAGACCCAGAGUGGAGGACUAGCGGUCCUUCGAGCCAGAUGGAACUGGCAGGUAUACUCCAGACGGACUUCUACGUAACGGUAAGGACGCCACAAUGACUCGAUAUAUGCACCUAUAUAUACGCACUGCGGAAUGAAAACGCUUGAAACAAAAGUACCGACAGUGCGUCGCCGUUGUUUCCCCCUGCCUGGCCAGUCCAAGUCUGGCA